This is a messenger RNA of Guyanagaster necrorhizus, 2157 nucleotides long. RefSeq names its product P-loop containing nucleoside triphosphate hydrolase protein. The record is from RefSeq and is a predicted model, not a curated record. Gene Ontology annotation, molecular function: GTPase activity; GTP binding. Bases 23 to 1879 code for a protein of 618 amino acids. Lineage: Eukaryota; Fungi; Basidiomycota; Agaricomycetes; Agaricales; Physalacriaceae. The transcript is spliced from 6 exons.
CUCCUCGGACCGAACUACCUCCAUGCCUCGACGCAAGCCAACCUCGACACGCCAAAAGAAACAAGAGCAGCAGUUGAAACGUGCAAUAAAGCGCGGUGAUGUAGACUCCAAUAGUGUUCCGAAACAGAACCCGACGAAACGCAAAAAGUCGCAUCUUGUUCGUUCACUGCCACCUUCCGAGACAACCAGAAAGCUACAGUCGACGUUUGUCAAGUUGCCUCCGGAAUUCUUGGAACAAGCGAAAUUUCUUGCCGCUACUCUCGUGCUUCCUCGGCCAAUUCCAACUAGCUCGGCUAUUCUCUCUUUACAAGAGUAUCGCUUUCCAGCGCCGUUGGACACUCUGAGCUGUCCAAAAAGGCCGAAAUGGCGUUACGAUAUGUCCAAGGAAGAGGUAGAACGCAACGAGGAGGGUCUGUUCAAUAAAUGGCUCACCCAAACUGAUGCGAUGGUGGAGAGAUGGCAGAAGAACACCGAAAACUGGAGAGAGGAAGAUGGCAACGAGGAGCCAAAGAUUCAGGCUCCUCCUACCUCAAUGCCCCGUUCAACGACCUAUUUCGAACGAAAUAUAGAGGUCUGGCGUCAAUUUUGGCGAGUAACAGAAAUUUCGGACAUCAUCCUUGUUCUCCUAGACUCACGCUGUCCCCUUAUUCACUAUCCGCCCUCUCUGUCCGCCUAUCUCUCAGAUAGAAAACACAUAUUAGUCCUAACCAAGGUGGACAUAACAGGUCCUGAGCGUGUACAGGCUUGGACACGGUAUCUCCGUGAUUGCUAUCCUGGUGUUCCCAUAGUGGAAGUCGAGGCAUACGCAGCAAGGGAUCCAAGCGCCGUUCAUCAGGGACAAAAAAGAUUCGAUCCUCAUCUUCCGGAUGGUUUCAGACAGAGGCUCGUGCAAAUUUUGCAAGAGGUUCAUGCUGAGAUGCUCGAUCCUCCAGAAAGAGUGAAAGUAAAUCCUCGAUGGUUGAAGGAUUGGAGGCCGUCGGUCAAACGAGAAAUUGAUUGGGCCGGGGUCAAGAAUGAAAGGGGAGGGAAAACAGGAAUGCUAACUGGUGGUCCAGCUAUUCCACGAAGUGAGAUUUCAGAAGAGCAAGAUUCUCCGGAGCUAGAACCUCGAUUCCUGACGAUCGGCUUGAUUGGUCAGCCUAACGUGGGCAAAUCCUCCCUUCUGAAUGCUUUAUUUGGCACUCAGAAAGUCCAUGCAUCCAAAACACCAGGGAAGACAAAACAUUUUCAAACACUCUUCUGGACACCGGAGGUCCGUCUUGUAGAUUGUCCCGGUCUUGUCGUGCCGAAUUUUAUCCCCAUGGAACUGCAGGUACUUUCCGGCAUUCUUCUCAUCUCGCGUAUCUCAUCAAUACCGUCUUGCAUACAUUUUGUUGGCGAACGCCUACCUAUCGAGGAAAUAUAUCAUCUGGAACACCCAGUUUCCAAGUUGCCCGUAACCAAAGAUAAACGGACAUGGCGCAAUGGUGAGAAGCGCGUGGUCGCAAGGUCGACUAAAUGGACUGCAAUGGAUGUGAUGAGUGCUUAUGCCGACAAAAAAGGUUGGGUCACAGCAAAAGCAGGGAGGAUGGAUGUGAACCGCGCUGGCAACGCAAUUCUUAGAGCAUUGGCAGAAACCAGAAUCCCUUGGGCAUUCUGGCCUCCGGAUACGAAAGAAGAUGAGGUUCUUCGCGCUGGAAAGGAGGGAGAAGGCAUCUGGAUUCUUGGGAAUGGCGACUCAUAUGAUGAUGAAGCAUCGGCGGCCGAUGAAGAGCCAGAAACUGAGACCCCCAGCGAAACCUCGGACUCUCAUGAUGACAGCUGGCCAGUACAGGUAGUUCUUGGAAGGUUUGCAGCACUGGACUUUGUUGACUCAGAUGGCACGAAUGAGAAUUCGUAGAAAAAAAUAUGUCCCGGCCCGUACUCAUGUCACUUUCGCCUUGCUUUUUUCCGAAGUUCAGGUUCGCAGUAGACGACCGUCGGGCUAAGAAGUUUGUCUCGCGACAAUCCACUAUAUUUCUCCGUCUCCGUCUUGUGUGAUUAGGACCAGGGCAACUGCGUAACAUUCUCGUGCAGGUCAUCAGACUCUGACUGCUUGUGGACAUUGUCUCGAUCCGGUUGCUUUCACCCAAUUCUUUUCAGGAUUCUCGGAAAACCAGUGUGACAAUGCGGAUUGUG